UUUGAUUGACUGUGAGUAGCUAAACAUAUUUGGACAAUACGAAGCGGUCAGCGUGUUUCGGAGUUUGUCUCAAUCAGUUACUCCGCGGCAUUGGCAGAGUCCGAAUCAACACGAAGCUCUAAAGGCUGCAGCAGAGUAAGAUAUUGGUUGGAAGAUAGACAAAAAAAAACUGCCUCUGGGAGCCCAAAGCAACCAAAGUGAACCACUUGUUUUCCAUUGACGGCGGUAUUGGAAUGCAAUACAGGUGUAUAAUAGCAUGACGAUGAUACCGCUGCACAGUUAUUAGUACCUCUCUUUCUUCGUUUGGACCGCACGUGGCUGAUCUUGUGGGUUCAUUCAUUAACGCAACACAAACAAGAAUCGAGCGGUGUUACCGGCAAACCAAAUCAACAAACAGUCUUGUUUGAGGUAUUUUCAUCGAAACAUGGGUCUUACGCAGGUGGAAAAAGUCAUUCCAGGGGCUCGAUGGCUUCGAGGAUAUAACGCACAGUAUGCAGUGGCUGAUCUGAUAGCCGGUAUAACAGUUGGGUUGACGGUGCUGCCCCAGGGCUUGGCCUAUGCUACGCUAGCUGGGUUAGAACCGCAGUAUGGGCUCUAUUCGGCUUUCGUCGGUGGAUUGGUUUAUGCACUGUUGGGUGGCUGUCGUGAAGUGACAAUCGGGCCAACUGCUUUGCUUGCGCUGAUGACCAGUCGUCAUACUGGAUAUGGAGGAAACUCUGGACCACAGUUUGCCAUUUUACUGUGCUUUCUAGCGGGAGUUGUUGAGCUGUUGAUGGCAGUUUUGCGUUUAGGUGCACUGGUUGAUCUCAUCUCGUUACCGGUGACCGUUGGAUUUACAUCAGCAACAGCACUGAUUAUAGGAGCUUCACAGCUGAAAGCGCUACUCGGUAUUCGGGGCGGUUCAGGCGCUGGAUUUACAGAAACUAUUACGACCGUGGUUAAAAAUAUCGAAAAUGCACGUAUUCCGGAUACCGUACUGGGACUGACAUCCAUCGGAAUUUUACUAGCGUUGAGAAAAUUGAAAGAUGUUAAAACAGCGCCCCAAGCUAGCCGCGGGCGAAAAGCGCUUGGCAUGGCGCUGUGGUUGAUUGCAACGGCAAGAAAUGCCUUGCUGGUGCUGGUUACCAGCUUGAUAGCAUUUUAUUUCGAUCGCAACGGCUCACGUCCUUUCAUUCUAACCGGUACCGUACGAAGUGGCAUACCUGGAUUCCAUUUGCCGCCCUUCUCUACUCAGAUUCCCGGAGCCAAUAACACCGUCACUGAUUGGGAUUUUCUUCAGAUGGCAUCUGAGCUAAAUGUCAAUAUUGUGUUGGUUCCGGUAAUUGCCGUGCUGGGUAAUGUUGCCAUUUCAAAGGCCUUCGGCGGCAGUGGUAUCAAUCCAACGAAAGAGUUAAUUGCUUUGUCUUUGAGCAACAUUUUCGGAUCGUUUUUCAGUUCAAUUCCAGUAACGGGGUCGUUCUCGAGAAGUGCUGUCAACCAUGCCAGUGGAGUGAAAACACCCAUCGGAGGUAUCUACACUGGUGCUUUGGUGUUGCUCGCCUUAGGGUUGCUGACACCUUAUUUCCAGUUCAUUCCAAAGGCAGCGUUAAGUGCAGUGAUCAUAUCCGCGGUUGUUUUUAUGAUCGAAUAUGAAGUGAUACGACCGCUUUGGCGGUGUAACAAGCGGGAGCUAGUUCCUGGUGCUAUUACAUUUGUACUAAGUUUAAUCAUUGGAGUCGAGCUGGGGUUGUUGGCGGGGGUACUGGCAGAUCUGGCGUUUGUAGUAUAUCGAACGGCACGACCGAUACUGAGCGUAGACGUUGCCACAACACCUUCCGACGUUCAAUACAUCAUCAUUCGACCACGACACAGCUUGUUCUACUUCCCUGCGGUCGAGUGGGUUCGAAACGGUAUUUCAAAAGCGAUAAAGAAGCAUGGAGACAUCCCUGUAGUCUUGGAUUGCCGGACGGUUCACGAACUCGAUUACACAGCAGCUACCGGUUUAGGGGCACUGCGGAAGGAGCUUGAUGGCAAAAAGAUCCCAUUCGUUGUCUUGGGAGCAUCCGACGAGAUGCAGAUAAUUUUACGCGAAACAAUUAAAAGCACAAUGCUGGAAGCAAGCAACGAAGUUGAACUCGAGAGGGUGCUUCAGGAAUUAAGCUGUGAAAACAAUAAAAGUGAACUUCGGGAUGUUGUUACGCCUUUAUUGUCACCAACGAUCGACCGGCCUAAGCCCAAUGCUACGAACAUUGUCGUCCAAUGCCAGGAUGAGCGAACAUGACCGGUGUGUAGUAUGUGAGGCACCAAUAUGUGUGAAAUAUGUAAGAGUAUAUAUAAGAAACGCGUGGUAAGAUUUGUACUGAUUGCUGUUUGUGAAAACAACGGAUUCUCUCUUCGAAAUGUCUCUUGGUUUAUUUUGAAAUGUAAAUGUUCCUGUAAGAUCUGUAGCCAAUUAUAUGUUUAUAGCAUAUUAUAUUUAAAUUCGAAUAAUUUUCAAACAAAAAGCUUAUUUUUUCAGCCGGCGACUGCCUAUAGAUUCUACCAGGACUCUAAAAAUAGAUUCCUGCUUCAACGUCGAAUUUUCGUUUACUAUAGUUCUUAGAUCAACGAGUUAGUCAUGUAACGAGAAAAGGUUACAGUUUGCGCGCUAUAACUCGGCCAUUUUUCAACGGAUUUAAGAGGUAUUUGCACCAAUCGAUUAGAAAUUU
Molecule: messenger RNA, 2687 nt
Organism: Sabethes cyaneus
Lineage: Eukaryota; Metazoa; Arthropoda; Insecta; Diptera; Culicidae
Product: sodium-independent sulfate anion transporter
Exons: 5
Coding region: 425-2260 (611 amino acids)
Biological process (GO): transmembrane transport
Cellular component (GO): membrane
Molecular function (GO): sulfate transmembrane transporter activity
Source: RefSeq, a predicted model, not a curated record